Molecule: messenger RNA, 1199 nt
Organism: Oryza sativa Japonica Group (Japanese rice)
Lineage: Eukaryota; Viridiplantae; Streptophyta; Magnoliopsida; Poales; Poaceae
Source: RefSeq, a predicted model, not a curated record
CGACCGCCCAACCCACCCGUAGCCCCCCCCGAAAACAGCUGCCUGCCCGGCGCCGACACCGACACCGACACGGGGGGCGCACGGCGAGCGAGCGAACGAGCGACUCGCUAACCCUUCCCCUCCCCACCGCGGCGCGGGCCGGCACGCGCCACCGCACCGAGUCACCAACCCCCACCGGCCACCUCUCGCGCCACCCCGGAACGAAACGAGGCCGUGGCUUGGCCAUCCUCCUCGACGGCGGGGCGGCCGCCGGAGAUGGCGGCGGCGCUGCCGCGGCUGUGCGCGCUGGCGCUCCCCUUCCUCGCCGUCGCCGCCUGCCUCGACGUCCCGUCCCACGGGUGCUACUGGACUGGGUGCCAAAGCAAAUGGUCUAGAGUGUGUUCUGCUGGCCACUUCUUAGAUUCUCAAUCAGAUGAUUGUGAUGGUCUUUGCACGGAGUCAAAAAGCCCGCCAUGUCUUCCAUUCCACAAACAUUUCCAUUGCUGCAUAACAGGCACCCCAAAGCUAACAAACAAAUGUGGGCAUUGCAAGAACAAGCUGGAUUUUGGCAAAGAAUUUGUAUGCUGCUCUGAUUGCUCUGACCCAACCAUUCUGAUCAAGCAUAGAAAAAUGGGUUACUGUAAGAGUGGUGCUGAGCUAUCAAUGCAGUUAAAACCACACGAAAUCUAUCAUUGGGUUGCUGGACCAUGGAUGAAGUGCUCCUCGCCAUGCGAUGGUGGUGUGCGGUAUCGUGAUGUUGCUUGUUAUGGAAAUUUAUCUGAUGCCACAAUCAAACAUUAUCCUGUAGAUGAUGCUAGCUGUUCAGCAGAUGAAAUGCCUGCAAGACAGGAAGCUUGCAAUGAGCAGAGCUGUGGUGUCGACAUGGCAGAGCAAACAAAUUCUAGGAAGAAUGGAAUGUCUGGUUGGUUGGUAGCACUUAUUCUUCUUCUAGGGCUUGGUGCUAUUGGGGGCAUUGUAUUUACAAGCUACACUUACUACUUGAGGAGAACCUCUGGACGAAAUGGUUUUGUGUAUGUCAUGAUGGAAGCGUAUUCUUGAGAGGACCAUUUACUUGCAAUAAAUGAAUGCUAAAGUUAACAUUCCAAAUCCGAGGAGCAAGUUUGUUCAUUAUUUUUAGGCCUGUAUUAGUUGCUGACUUGCUGGAAAUGGUUGUUUUUUUAUCUCAUCUGGUCAAUUCAUGCGUGUCUUAGUUCGUCGUU